Molecule: messenger RNA, 6476 nt
Organism: Ruditapes philippinarum (Manila clam)
Lineage: Eukaryota; Metazoa; Mollusca; Bivalvia; Venerida; Veneridae
Exons: 16
Coding region: 83-6052 (1989 amino acids)
Biological process (GO): mRNA processing; IRE1-mediated unfolded protein response; protein phosphorylation
Cellular component (GO): IRE1-TRAF2-ASK1 complex
Molecular function (GO): RNA endonuclease activity; ATP binding; protein serine/threonine kinase activity
Source: RefSeq, a predicted model, not a curated record
GACGUCGCGUUGUUUACGCAUCGCUAAGAGAAAUUGAACACGGAUCGUUACAUAACUGAAACUAAAAUGUCUUUCCAAAGACAUGAAAACUAGGAAACAGACUAAGGCACAAGCAAAAUCGGCAAAGAUCGCAGCUAAAAAGGCUGCGGCCGAAAACACUUUGGAAAUUGCAAAAGAUUCCGGCGAAACUGAAAAGAAACGAAAGCUGUCUUUAAUUCCAAAGAAACAAACAGAUGUCAAAAUGGUAGAAAAAAUGGAGAAAAGUAAAAAGCCUAACAAACAAGCAAAGCGUGAUAACAAUGAUAAUGUAAAUACAAAGAAAGGAGUGCGUGCAUCCAACGAAGCAAAUAAACAAUCAGAUAACACAAAGCCGAACGUGCAACAAUCAUAUGAAGAGACACAGAUUCACGAUGUUCAAAGAUAUUUAGAGACAUUGCCUUCACUUGAAAUACGAGACUUCAUUGAAGGAUUGAUAUUACAAGACAAGUUUAACUUGUUAACUGUGGACAUUGUGUCGGCUGUCGGGGAUAUAAACAGGAUGCGAUAUUACUUCCAGAAAGAUGCCACCACCGGAAAGUCCCGGUAUGAUCCUAACGGACGUUGUUUAGAUGGCGGUACACCCUUGCAUGCCGCCAUUAAGGCAAAACAGAAAGAAACUAUACAACUUCUCAUACAAAAUGGAGCCGAUUUGUCGCUUGUAGAUUUUAUGGGUGACAAUGCUAUUAUGGCCGCAAUUAAAGCUGGAGUUGCCAACAUGAUAAACCUAUUAUGGCCGUACAAAGCAAGCUUGGACGUGAACCAUCAAAAUACGGUAGGGAAAACAGCCCUGCAUUUGGCGACGGAAAGGAGUUGGGAAGGUUGUGCAAGAUUUUUAUUGUCCAAUCAGGCUAUACCAGAUAUCACGGAUAAGGCGGGAAUUACACCUUUGAUGAUAGCAGCCGAGAAAGGCGACAUGAAAAUCGUUGAUAUCUUGAUAAAAGCAGGGGCUGAUAUUUGCCUGGAAGACGAGGAUUAUGACACAAGCGUUAGUAAGGCGUUGUUUGGUAACCAUACGCAAGUUUUGGAUUACAUGUUGACGUCACUUGAUGAAGCCCGCCGAGAGUUCUUCGUAAAGGACAUACUAAGCAAGGUCACGAAUCCCCCGUUACCAGACGGAGAGUAUGCCAUGCCAGAGACACAAUAUUUUCCCAUCUUAGAGGAGUGCACAAAGCACAGCGUAUUUCGAGACAGCUUCUACAAUCAAAACGUUGUUAAAACAAUAAUGCUUAAAAUGUCAGAAAGGGCUAAGCAGCCAGACACAGUCACUCAAAUAUGUUGUCUAGUAAUGGCUUUGUUCUUCCGUUUUGGGGACGAGAUUGACACACAUUUUGUUCGACAGUUUGUGAUCUGCGGUGGGACAGAAUUGGUGUUAAAGUUAGUUCUGUUGUGUAUGAACGAAUGGAGUUUUGGGGCCAAAGAUACAUUACAGAUAUUUUUGCCAAUGAUAGGUCUUGUUGAAAUUCCCGAAGGUCGCACAUGGCUUUAUAAGAACGUCCUUACCGUUUCAGAGUUCUUUAAUCACUUUGAAAAGAACUUUCUAAAUAAUUUCCUCGGAAAAGGUGAAUAUUAUCUUUGGUGCUCAGAAGCAAAUUAUUUCAAAGAAAUCAACAGGGUGUGGGUACAUUUUUACAACGAGGUGAGUAGAAUGCAGACAGAGGAAAGGGAGAAACACAUGCUUGCACUUUUAAAAGAAGAAGAGAGUGAAAAGUACAAAAAAGAGAAAAGACUAGAGAAGAUUAAACAGAAAAAAGACGAUAAGACAAAGAAACUUGAAAGCAACUCUUCAUCUGAGUUUUUGAAAUCAUGGACAGAGACAUCAGUUGAGGAUGACGAAGAAAUAGAAGAAGAAGAGGAGGAGGAAGAAGAGUAUAUCGUUAACACAUGUAGAAAUACCAAUGCUUUAACAGGUUUUACUAGUGACCAAAGUGAUAUCAAUCAAGGAACCGAAAACGAUGCAUACAAUCUAGAUGAUAAAUGUAAAUAUCGCAACGAAAGUGUACAAUGGGCAACUCCAAAUAGCGAAAGAGUAUUUGAAAAGUUGAAAAAAGUAAACGAUGAGGACUGGACAACGGUUCAAACAAAGAAGAAUAAAGAAAAAGAUAGACACAUAAUUGAGAAACCAAAAAGCGUUAAAUAUUCCCCAUCACAUAGCUCGAAAAGCAGAUAUUCACCAUCACAGAAACAAAAGAAAAGGAAAGCGAAAACGGUACCAUUCAAUGCCUUUGCAAAGCCGACAGUCGCUUCUUCAGCUGGACCUGUGAGAUGGGCUGAUAUUGCUAAAGGUAUAACUAAGGACACACCGCACAUCGAGGCCGAUGACAAAAGAUACCCGACCCCUACUAAAGUUUUUGGGAUUAGAGAAACAACUGUUUAUGUAAAUAAACAACAACAAGAAACAGAAUUUCCAAGUUUAAACAAAGGCAUCAAACAAACAAUUAGAAAAGAAAGACCAAAUAAAAUGACAUUCCAUUUUCACUCUGAUCAACCAGUUUCAAAUGACAUUGGUACCCACUUCAAUGAAUCUGUAGACGAAAUAAUUGACAUUGAAGAAGCAGAGAAAGAACUGCAAAAACUCGAAACAUGUGCUGAUGUUUAUGAUGCUAGAAAGAUAGAAACACCAACAGAGCUAGGUUUGCGGUUAUCAAAUACAGGCGAGUGCUUCAUGAACGAUCCGGAAUACACAGACGAUACCAAACCUAACAUGUUUGAUCCAACAAACUUGACAGAAGAAGAAAUAAAAACUUUGAACACAAGAGGGAGAACACAACGAAAAGAAAUAAGACCUUCAGUUCCCGAUUAUUAUCAGCUUGAAAUGGACUCUACGAAUUCGUUAAUUGACUCCAAUAUUGAUUUACAUAAAGAAGAGCUAAAGUUCGAGCAAUCGAUGGGGGAAAAAGGAAAAUUUCACAACAUACAAGGUUUUGACAAACAGCUUGUAAUUGAUGACAGCAAUAUUCAAGGUGAUUGUAAUGGUGAAAUGUAUCAAAAUAAGAAUAACAUUUUGUUCGAACAAACUCGGAAGAUGAUCAAAACUAAAUCUGCUGAUAGUGACAUAAUUGCACAAAAUGAAUCAGGACAUAAUAGAUGUAAAUCAAAUGCUAAGAAACAAAAAGAAAAGAAAACUAUUGCUGUAGCUAAUGUAUCUGACGGAAGUAUAACGUUGCUUGACCAUUAUAAAGAUCCAUCAGUUAUAUCACCAGUAAAGUGUCGACUAUCUGAAGCUGAACUACAGUUAUUGAAAAAUCAGAUAAACACGUAUGAUACUUUUGAAGAACAACUAGAAUUACAUGAAAGUGAACAUUUUAUGGAACUGAUUACAUCUGUCUCACCUAUUUCUGAACCAAAGCCUAAUAUCAUUGAUGACUUGUUUAACACACCAGAGGAGAUACCAGAGUGGCUAGAAGACGAAGAAGAAACCCCAAAGGAAGAAGAGGUUUGGGACAAUAUGACAAGACAAUCGAAAUUGAUACAGGCAUCAAAGACAUCAGAAAGCAAAGAAUUUGCGCAGCUUGUUCCUGCAACAAUUGAAAUUUUUAAUAAUUCGGAUUCGCUGCAUAUGAACACUGUGACGAAACACAAGUCUCCGUAUGACCUCCUUUCAUCAGAUCCAGCAAUCAUUCAUUGUAUAAAACAACCGAGCCUCGCAGAUGAAACGAGCGGCAAUAUCGCUGACACUAUCGCGAAAGAAUAUGAAACUGAUGUCUCAAUCUUCAACAAUGACAUUGAAGUUGAACCGCCAAUAAGGGGGUGUCACAUUUCUUCCCCGGAAUAUAUAAAACAGACACAGUCAGUUGUCGAAGAGAUAACAGAAGUGACCGAUUGUAUGUCAAAUCAAAUCGGUGUAGAAAAGCAAACCGCUGUAAUCAAACCGCUUGGUCUUUUACCUGGUUCCAAUCCACCAGCAACUAACUGUGCAUUCGGACAAAAACUGUUAGAAAAUGCAUGCCGUUUGGAGGAGGCAUAUGACAGUGACGACAGUGUUCUGUAUCCCGAUGACCUAGACGGUGAGAUAUUUGACGCAGAUGACGAACAGAGUGUAAAGCAGGAGGAUGGUGAAGGCGAGUCGUUUUAUUUCCCGAGCUUUCACGAAGAGACAAUGUUGUCUGCUCACCAUAAUAAGGACGAUGUGUCUAUUGCCCAUCACAUACAACAACUACAGUUAGAACAAAUAAACAAUUAUUACAUGCAAUCCAAAGAUCGUAUAACAGAUUCUGCAUCACUUGAUCAGUCCAAGUUUUUGUAUUAUGCCCAAUCUGCUGGGAUAAACAAACAAAAAAUUGAGAAAUAUUUAAAAGGUGCAAUCGAAAUAGAACAAAGAAGCGCUCAGCAAGAUAGAAAGUCAUACCCAGUGUUGCCUCAAAAACCAAAACAAAAAUUUACAAAAUCUGAUCAAAAUGGGGAUCGUGUACAGCAAGACAGUGACGAAAACAAUCAACGGCAAACAUACGGAAGCAAUAUACCAUGUCAAAGUCAUGGACCGCCAUUUCAAGAUGUACGCCCAUCGCCUAUGAUGGUUCAAACAGGACAGCACUUGGUUCCUAAUCCGAAUCACAAUGCACCAGCUGUUGUAAAUCCACAGCAAGUGCCAGUUAUGCCACUGGUACCAUAUGGUGUAUUGGUUCCGUUUUCGCGUCCUCCAAUGAACCCCACAACUAUUCAAAACAUUCAGUCUCAGCAAGCUGCUAUGUCGUCAACGGUGCGAGGUAAAAUCCAGGAGAUUCUACAGUCAAUGUUUAAGUCGAAAGUGAAAAGUAGACGCUGGAAGAACGAACUUUCAAGAAUCCGAAGUCUUCCUUCAGAAAAACUGAAAGUCAUCGGGAAAAUAAUGAUUCCUCGGGACGAAAAUGACAUCAUCUGUAUUGGACGCCAUUAUACCGGAGUCACUGUCUUGGGCUACUUGUCUGACGGAAGUGAGGUUGCUAUAAAGAUAAUGGACUGUAGAAUUCGCCAACUGAAAUCUGAUGAAGUGGACAAGUUACUGAGCAUUGACAGCUCUCAACUUUUCAUCAACAGAUAUAGGGCUAUAGAGCAGUAUGCGGGCCACUACUAUAUUGCGAUGGAUCUGUACGAGUACACGUUACCAGAAUAUCUACAGAUUAUUUCACAGAAUACAGAAAUAGAUCAUCAAAUUGCCGUGGAGAAACUAGUCUUCCAGUUCUUGAGGGCAAUGCUAACACUGCAUCAACAAUACCUUAUUGUUCACGGAGAGUUAAGGCCUGAUAACAUAGUCAUUGAUACGGAUGGCAAUCUCAAUGUUUCUGGUUACGGAAUUGGCAGAAAUACCACAAUAAAUGAAACCCAAAAAUAUAUGGAGUAUAGUGAUGAAGAUAAGUGUUGGCUUGCACCGGAAGUGAUGUUGUACAGACAGAAAGUUAUUUUCAAAACAGACAUUUGGGUGGUUGGCAUGUUGAUUUACUAUAUCUAUCAGGGUGGUAGGAACCCGUUCGGCAGUGAGCCACCACAGAUCAUUCAGAACAUACUUACACAGAAUUAUAUGAUGCAGUACAUUAGUGAGGAGGCCGGGAAUCUUCUCAGUAUGAUGUUGUCAGUCAACAAGAUAGAAAGGCCUGCUGUAGCCGAUAUACUCAAACAUCCUAUGUUUUGGGCUGAAGAAAAGAAACUUAGAUUUAUUACAAUUGUCGGAUCUGAUAUUGUACGGGAGCUCAAACAAAAUUUCUUUAUGGACAAGAAACAGCGGGAAAACUCUAUGACAAGCAUUGUGUCAAUGGCGCCCUGUAAUAUUUCUCUUAUUAGAUGGAUGCAGUCAAUUGAAGAUGAUGUCAUGAAUGAUAUGACGACAUACCGACAGUAUAAGAAUAGCCUCGUGGAUCUAGUUGUGUUCGUCUAUAACUGUAGUAAUCAUUUUGAGAAACUAGCUCAGUCCACACGGGAUACUGUAGAAGAACCCGGAAGUUACUUCCUGAAAAAAUUUCCUACCCUCUUCAUGACGGUAUACAGAGCUGUCCGGUUCUCCAACCGGAAGGACAAAACUUGUUACAAACCAUUUUUCUAAACACGCAUAGUCCAGUAUCCAUUAUCACACAUACAUUUCAGUUUUAAAAAUCAUGCAUCUGCGUAACUAAGGUUUUUAAAUAAACUUUCUUUUAUAGCUAUUCUAUAUUUGAAUCAUACCCGUUUUAUAAAGACUAUAUUUUAUAUAAAUAUUUACAGUUUAGAUAUUUAAAGAUUUUUUUUGAAAGUAUAUACAUAUAUACACUUAUUAAUAAUAAUGCAAAUUUUCAUAGGCUGAAUCUUAUUCUUUUUUUUUAAUACUUUACAAACAAUUUUGCAAGGUGGUCAGUCUAUAUAGGUCCGUAUAGAUCUACAUUGUAGAUCUAUUUUCAUAUAUUUCAUACAUUUGUUUAGAUAUUUUGCGUGAUAAUUGUUGAUAUAUUGAAUGGUGAUAUUUAUUAAAUAAAAUACAAAUGAAAAAAAAU